Messenger RNA from Aureobasidium subglaciale EXF-2481, 1052 nucleotides. RefSeq lists its product as uncharacterized. Gene Ontology annotation, molecular function: protein farnesyltransferase activity; CAAX-protein geranylgeranyltransferase activity. The record is from RefSeq and is a predicted model, not a curated record. Gene Ontology annotation, biological process: protein geranylgeranylation; protein farnesylation. The coding region runs from base 90 to 1052 and encodes 320 amino acids. The transcript has 3 exons. Lineage: Eukaryota; Fungi; Ascomycota; Dothideomycetes; Dothideales; Saccotheciaceae. Gene Ontology annotation, cellular component: CAAX-protein geranylgeranyltransferase complex; protein farnesyltransferase complex; cytoplasm.
GGACUUUUGAUGAUUGAGCAGCCACUAAAUAGUUACAACGUUCACAAUACACCGUUUGACAACAGACAUCAACAAGACACACAGCAAAUAUGGGCAAAUACUCAGACGACACAACUUGGGACGACGUCGUACCCCUGCCUCAAGAUGACGGUGGCCCAAACCCUCUCGCUGCGAUCGCAUACACGGACGAGUACUCGGAAGCAAUGUCAUACCUCCGCGCAGUCAUGGCCAAGAACGAAAUGAGCGAGAGAACACUAAGCCUGACCGAAGACAUCAUCGACAUGAACGCUGCACACUACACCGUCUGGUUAUACCGCUCCGAAAUCCUCAAAGCUCUCAACUCCGAUCUUUCAAAAGAAUUGGAAUGGUUGAAUGAGACCGCCCUUGCCCAUCAAAAGAACUACCAGAUCUGGCAUCAUCGUCAACUCGUCGUGGACCGUCUCGACUCCUGCAAGGGUGAAGCAGACUUCAUCUCCCAAAUGUUCGAGCUGGACGCGAAGAACUACCACGUGUGGAGUUACAGACAAUGGCUGGUGCGCAGGUUCGAGCUUUGGAACGAGGGAGAGCUGGAAGCUACGGAAAAGUUGAUUGAAGAGGAUGUGAGGAACAACUCCGCUUGGAACCAUCGCUUCUUCCUUGUGUCAGGGAGUAAACCACCAAAGACAGAAGAUAAGCCUGUGGUGGAGAGAGAGAUCCAUCAAGUCGCGACGACUAACAACAAACACAGAUUCGCUCAGGAAGCUAUCCGCACAGCACCGCAGAAUCAGUCGCCUUGGAACUAUCUUCGUGGUAUCAUAUCUGCCGCCAAUAUGCCUAUCUCAUCGCAACUAGAGUUUGUCAAUGAGUUUGCAAGCGUGGACUCUGAACGCGAAGACUCUGUGAAGUCUAGCCAUGCACUUGACCUACUGGCUGAGAUAUAUGCUGCCGAGAAGGAGCAGAGCGAGAAGGCUGUCAAGGCUUAUGACUUACUUGCCACCAAGUACGAUCCUAUCAGAGCCAACUACUGGGCUUAUCUGAAGGAUCAGCUCAGCCAAGGUCAAGUAGCUGCUUAG